This is a messenger RNA of Saccoglossus kowalevskii, 1033 nucleotides long. RefSeq lists its product as uncharacterized. Lineage: Eukaryota; Metazoa; Hemichordata; Enteropneusta; Harrimaniidae. The record is from RefSeq and is a predicted model, not a curated record.
UCAACCAUGAAUGAAGAUGAAUUCAGAAGAAAAAACCUGAGUAAAUUGUACAAUAUGAACGACAAAGUCAUGGGCCUCAUGUUUAUGAUGAUAUUCACUGCCCCACUUUUGUUAGUUGCAUUUGUAACCAUGGGAACGAAGCAUGAUUUGGCAUUGACUAUACCUCUGCUGAUUGGUGGUUUGGUGGUUCUUAUUGCGAUAUCAGUAUGUGUUGCUAAAUUCUGCCUAAGGCCGCGGAUGUUGAACGAAUUGGAUAAAACAAAUCGAGGAAGUGGUGAUGCAGGCGUUAACGUGGAAACACCGGAAAUUACAGGAGUGUGUGUACAACCAGAGAAAGAAAAGUUGUUAAAACAACUGAAUGAUGACCACUCAACUGAUAUCACAGAGACCUUAAAUCAUUCACCAAACCGUAUAAGUGAGGUUUUGAUUACGGUUGAGAACCUGAACAAUGAUGUACUGGAAGAUUUAGAUGUAACUAUGGAAACUGAGUAUGGAAGCAGCAACAAAACUGACCUAAUACGGUCUAAGUUUCAUCAUGACGUGCAACAAAGUGUUGAUAUCCAAUGUACUGGCAUUCCAAAUGAACAAGAUAUAUCGGUAAUCAAAGUAAAAUAAUGUAUUCUUCUUUAAUCAAUGGUAGCAUUAUUGUAUUUGUCCGAUACACCACCCAUCCAAAACCACGCCCAUGUAUCUUUCAGCAGGUUGGUUAUUUUUGAUUUAAAAAAAAAUGAUGUCAGUUAUUUAAUGAGUCUCAUUCAUUUACUUCAGAUCAAAGUUUCAGAAAUCUGCUGUAAGUAUCGGUUUUCUAAUUUACGAGUCAUUUUAGACUAUUUAAGAAUAUGAUGGUGAAAUUUUGACUUGUGUGAAUGGGUAAACUCCAUUUGACAAUGAUACGGCAGCACUUAUAUAUCACUUCCAUAUUGUGGUCUGUUUGCUAUCCGAAGCUAUUCAAAAUUUGUUUGGCUGGCACCAUGCACCCAGCAUUGUGAUUAGUUAUCAAACUCAAAAAUACGACCCAACCUUCAAAACUUUA